Messenger RNA from Caenorhabditis bovis, 2169 nucleotides. The record is from the annotation of a GenBank genome assembly. NCBI's taxonomy places the organism in Eukaryota, Metazoa, Nematoda, Chromadorea, Rhabditida, Rhabditidae.
AUGGACUAUCCGCAAAUCGAAUUCGACAAUCGUGGGGUCUUCUUUCCUGGUUACACAGCCAGCGGAAGAGUGACGCUUCAUCUCUCGGAGCCAAUGAAAGCGCGAAUGAUGAAAAUUGUGAUUGAGGGAAAAGCUCACACGCAUUGGUCAGAAACUGAGAGACAUUCGAAAACAGAUCAUAAUGGAAAAACAGAAACGCAUAGUGAAACUGUUCACUAUUCGGCGACUGUUCCUUAUAUGAAUGGAGAAUGCCUUUUAUGGACAAGUACGGAUGGAAAGAACAAAAUGCCGGUUGGUAAUUACACGUUCCCGUUCACAUUCGCGAUUCCGAUCAACUGCCCUCCGAGUUUCGAAGGAUUUCAUGGUUGUGUUCGGUAUACCGUGAAAGCGGAAAUUGACCGGCCGUGGCGGUUCAACAGAAAAAAUUGCAAACCAUUCUCGGUGAUCCCAUCCUCCGAUCUGAACAUGAUUCCAUUGGCGAUUAAUCCGAUGACAAAUACCAUCAGCAAAAACACCGGCCUCAUUUUCAAAAAUGGUGUUGUCUCGAUGAGAGUUGAUGUGCCGAAGCAGGGUUUCGUGCCCGGGGAAACCAUUCAAAUCAAUGUAUUUAUUGACAAUAACAGCUCGAAACAGGUUACAAUGGCUCGCGCGAAACUAGUGCAAAACUCGACGUACUUUGCCAAACGCGGCUGGUCGUUCUAUCAAGUGGAUCCUUGUGCGAUGACGAACCAUGGAGCCACAUCGGUCAGGCAUGAGAGCAAACAACCUAUUAAUAUUGCUCCUCGCUCCAAAAGUCACGUCUUACUCACAUUGCGAAUCCCAGCUAUUGUCUCUUCUUUCAACAAUUGCCCCAUCAUCUCUGUCAGUUACAAACUACAUGUUCAUGCGGAUACCACUUCGACAUUCAAAGGAAGCCUAUGUUCGGAAUUCCCAAUCAUCAUUGGAACUGUCCCAAUCCGACAAUUCAUCCCACAGACCACUAACUUCGCAUCAUCCGCUCCUCCAGCUCAUCCUUCACAAAUGCCUUCAGCUCCUUCAGCUCCUCCAGAUAUUCCUACUCCAACAGCACCAUCUGAUGACAGCAUUCCUCCGCCGUAUCCUGACGAUCUAAAUAGAGUGUUUUCUCCUGGAAGUACUGUUAGCGGAGAGGUGAUUCUUCAUCUGAAUGAGCCAAUGGCAGCUCGUCUUUUAACUAUUGAGAUUAGUGGAUGUGCGAAUACCUAUUGGACAAAAGUUGUCACACGUGAGAAGAAAACUCAAGAAGGCAAAUCUCAUUUUUACAAUGAGACAGUCCAUUAUAAUUCGAAUGUCAUAUACUUGAAGGAUGCACGGGUUCUAUGGACGUGCCCUGAGAAUUCGAAUAUAAUGCAAGCUGGUCGGUAUAUAUUGCAUUUCUCGUUCUCAAUUCCAUCCGAUUGUCCUCCGAGCUUUGAAGGCGAAUUCGGCUACAUUCGAUAUUCUGUGAAAACAGUUCUCGACCGACCCUGGAGAUUCAACAAGCAAAACUGCAAAGCAUUCACUGUGAUUCCACUGAUUGAUCUGAAUAAAAUACCGUUGACGGCAAUGCCGUUGGUGGGGAAUGCGGCGAUAACCGCGGGAAACAUCAUAUUGAAGAAGGGAAUCGUUUUGAUGAGAGUGGAAGUGCCGAAGAAUGGAUUCGUGCCGGGAGAAUCGAUUCAGAUUUCGAUUCACAUUGAGAAUAAUUGUAGGAAACGAGUGGUUCUGGCUCGAGCGACUCUCACGCAGAAGGCAACAUAUUUCGCGGAGCUCACGAAAGUGAAAAAUCGACAUACGUCGCAGUAUAUGAAACCUCACAAGCGCGAAGAGCGUCGGAUGGUAACAGAAAGCCAACAACCUAUCAACAUCAUGCCGCAUUCCAGAGGUCACUUGAAGAUGUCGCUUCGAAUCCCGUCAGUUUCUCCCACAUUCACCACAUGCUCAAUAAUCACUGUUGAAUAUGAGCUACGUGUUUACGUCGAGAGCAAUGCGAAACACCAUCGAAGGAUGCACUUGGACUUGCCGAUUCUCAUUGGAACUGUGCCAAUAACACCAAACCCAAGGAAGAUUGCGCCGAAUUGCCGAUUUAUUCAAGGUCCAACGCCAACCUACGAGGAAUCGAUAUUUGGACCAUCAAAAGUUACUCCAAAAAUAAGAAAUGUUGAGGUUUGA